CCUCAAACUAAAUAAAUAUACCACACCCCUUCAUUCUCUCUAUAUAACCUACACCAAGUUCCAACUAUCAAUCACAUGCCAAUACUACAACAUUCAUCACAUUAAUUCAUUCACAAUGAUACUCCUAUUACUCUCAAUAACCCUCCCAAUAACCCUCAUCUCAUACCUCCUCCACAAAACCCUAAAACCACCAAAAUCCCCCCUCCCACCCGGCCCACGACCCCUCCCGUUCAUCGGAAACCUCCACCACCUCGCCACCGCCACGAACCUCCACCUCUACCUCCACAAACUCUCCCAAAAAUACGGCCCCAUCAUCCACAUGAAACUCGGCCCCACGCCUCUCCUAGUAGUCUCCUCCCCAAAACUAGCCAAAGAAGUCCUAAAAAAUCAAGAUUCAUCCUUUUGCAGCAGACCAAAAUCCUUAGGACAACAAAAACUCUCCUACAACAACUCCGACAUCAUCUUCUCUCCAUACAACGACUACUGGAAGGAGAUGAGAAAGAUCACAUCCAGUCACCUCCUAAGCCCGAAGCGCGUCCAAUCCUACCGCCCCAUCCGGGAAGACGAGAUCUCCAAAAUGAUCACGAAGAUUUGGAGCUUCUCCCACGCUCGGGAGGCAGUGAACUUGAGCGAGAUGACGUUGACGCUCGGCAGCAGCUUGAUAUGCAGAGUUGCCUUCGGGAAGGAAUGUUCUAGAAGGUUCGAUGAGCUUCUAGAAGAAGUGCAGGCCGUGGCGGUUGCUUUCUACGUUUCGGAUUAUUUUCCGGCCUUCGGGUGGGUGGAUAGGGUCACCGGGAUGCUAGCGAGGCUCGAGAAGACGUGCGAGAGGAUGGAUUUGUUUUAUCAAGAGAUGAUCGAUGAGCAUCUUGGCCGGAGAAGGGAGGAGGCGGCGGAGGAAAGUGGUGACAUUCUUGAUUUGUUGAUUGAGCUCAAAUUGGAGGAAAAGAUGAAUUCUUUUGAUUUUGGAUGGGAUAAUAUCAAAGCCAUGCUACUGGAUAUAUUUGUAGCUGGAGCAGAAACAAGUUCAUCAUCAAUUGUUUGGACGAUGACAGCUCUCAUGAAAUCACCCACCACUAUGAAAAAAUUGCAAAAUGAAAUCAGAAGUUUGAUAGGAAAAAAGGGCAAAGUAGAUGAAGAUGAUUUGCCCAAACUCCCAUUUCUAAAAGCAGUAGUAAAUGAAAGCAUGAGAUUGUAUCCUACUGGUCCAUUGCUUGUACCAAGAGAAACUAUAGAAAAAUGCAAUCUAGAUGGAUUUCAAAUCCAACCAAAAACAACUGUUUUUGUGAAUGCUUGGGCAAUUGCAAGAGAUCCUGAUUCUUGGGAGAAUCCUGAUGAGUUUACGCCUGAGAGGUUCUUGAAUAGUAGUAUUGAUGCUAAAGGGAAAGAUUUUGAGUUUAUCCCGUUCGGGUCGGGGAGAAGAAUGUGCCCUGGAAUGGCAAUGGGGCUUCUGAAUGUGGAGCUCUCGGUUGCAAAUCUAGUGUAUACUUUCGACUGGGAAUUGCCCCCGGGGAUUUGCAGAGAAGACGUGGAUACGGAGCCUUUGCCCGGCCUCGCCAUGCGGAAGAAAAAUGCACUUCUUAUUGUGCCUAAAAAUUACGAUGUUUAGUUUCGAGAAGUGUUAUAAAGUGGCAAAUUUUUUGCUUUAGCCUUCUUUUUUUAUUUU
Salvia splendens (bonfire salvia) is the source of this 1663-nucleotide messenger RNA. Its product is annotated as cytochrome P450 71A1-like. The coding region runs from base 116 to 1606 and encodes 496 amino acids. Gene Ontology annotation, molecular function: monooxygenase activity; heme binding; oxidoreductase activity, acting on paired donors, with incorporation or reduction of molecular oxygen. Lineage: Eukaryota; Viridiplantae; Streptophyta; Magnoliopsida; Lamiales; Lamiaceae. The transcript has 2 exons. The record is from RefSeq and is a predicted model, not a curated record.